Messenger RNA from Sclerotinia sclerotiorum 1980 UF-70, 1521 nucleotides. RefSeq lists its product as hypothetical. Gene Ontology annotation, biological process: arachidonate metabolic process. NCBI's taxonomy places the organism in Eukaryota, Fungi, Ascomycota, Leotiomycetes, Helotiales, Sclerotiniaceae. Gene Ontology annotation, cellular component: membrane. The transcript is spliced from 4 exons. Bases 1 to 1521 code for a protein of 506 amino acids. The record is from RefSeq and is a predicted model, not a curated record.
AUGUUGUUUUCAGGACAACAUUUUUUAGCAUUUUUGAGCCAGGCUAGCUCACAUUUUGGAGCAGGCUCUAGAACUCCCUUUGACUUUAUUCAGGAAUCGCGGAUCGGCAAUCAAGUAGCCCCUGAUCUCAAAGAUCAUUUAGUAAACUUCUUAUCACAGAUCAAAAAUAAUGAGCAAUUACGAGAGCUGGCGGUUCCACUCAUCACAUCCAGUCUCCUUUUGGAUCAUUAUCCUCCAGAUAUGCAUUUUCAAGAAAAUUUUGACAUGGUAUAUGGUACAAGUAUUGGUAAUGGCUCCUCCCCUUGGAUAUCUACAAAGCUUAUUGUCUUAGGUGCAAUCGUUGCACUCAAGCUUUGUGUCAUGGGUUGGUCAAUUGAAAAGUGUAUCGAGAGAGCUGAGCAUUUUGCCAAAUUCGCUUUUCAACCACGAUUGAUGUCGCAUAUUCCCGCAUUCAUCCGAAGCAUUCCUGGGUUCUCGGCAUUUGUAUCCUUUUUAGUUUCCUACUUCGCUGAUGGAUGUUACUCAGCUGAUUAUCUCGAAGAGAUAUUACAAGAAGAAUUUGGCACAGAAAGAUCCAUUCUAGAUUGUUCAAAUGCAACAGCAACAGGCACCCGCAUUGGAAUUCCUGUAACCACAAUCCAAGAUACCUCCACUUGCAUAUUCACAAAUUAUAAUGCAAUUGGAACCAGGCCUUCAAAAUGUGGUGAGUCAUUAUUUGGGUUAAGACCACGAACGGGGGAGAGCAUUGAUUCAUUGUUAGGUUACCACGCACUUCGACCAAAAUGUGGCCUGGGGCAGGUGCCCCUUUGGAAAAUGUACUUUGAGCCAAAAUACAUACCCGGCAUAGGAACUUUUCAAGAUGGUGGAGUUCGACAGAAUGAUCCUGGAAAUAUUGCAUUGCAGGAAGUAGCGGCUGUUUUUCCAAAUUCCGCGGAGCCUAGCCUUGUCGUAUCAUUAGGUACUGGUGCAGCUCGAGUAAACGAUGUACCAGAGAUGGGCCCUAGCCGUGGGCUCCUCAAGGAUGGAUUCAUUCCACGUCUCAUACGUGCCUUCAAGCUUUCUUUUGGGAGCACCAUUGCCCACAAGCAUCGAAGCCUCCGCAGGCAAGGCUCUCGGGAGCAAUACUUUCGAUUCGAUAUUGAAUUUGAUCACCCUGAACCCGAGUUGGAUGAUACAACUAGGAUGCAAGAAGUGAAAGAACGAGCUCGGUCAGCGAUAUACGAAUCAAAGGAACUCGACCAUUUAGCUAGAUGUGUAGUUGCGGAGCUUUUUCUUUUCGAGUUAGAUAGUAUACCUAAGAAGGAGCGUGGAAGAUACUUUUGCCAAGGACGUAUCAUCUGUCGCCUUCGCGCACAUCAUACUGCUUUGCAAGUUCUCCUAGAACACUCAAGGAGGGAUUAUCACAGCCAUGUAGUAUCAGCGGGUCUCCGUUUUCAGUCGAUUCGCUGGUCACUGCGCAGCACCUUGAAUGCCAUUUCGGUACUAUGGACCAUGCUAAAAGGAAAAGGGUGGAUUCAGUAG